GCCUGCUAUUGCCUCCCAUAAUGCUCAGCGAGUUUAAGCAGCAAGAUGGCUGACGUUAUGGAUGAAUACGAGAAAGAAGCUGGCUGUGUCCCUAUUCUCCAUCCAGAGGAAAUCAAGCCCCAGAGUCAUUAUAACCAUGGUUACAGCGAGAACGUGGGGCGCAAGAGCCAUGUGGAUGACUACAGCACCUGGGACAUCGUCAAAGCCACACAGUACGGGAUCUUUGAGCGCUGUCGGGAGCUGGUGGAGGCGGGGUACGAUGUUCGGCAGCCAGACAAAGAGAACGUCUCUCUGCUGCACUGGGCUGCCAUCAACAACAGGAUAGACCUGGUGAAGUAUUACAUAUCGAAGGGAGCCAUAGUGGACCAGCUGGGAGGAGACCUGAAUUCCACGCCCCUGCACUGGGCCACGAGGCAGGGCCACCUCUCCAUGGUGGUGCAGCUGCUGAAAUAUGGGGCUGACCCCGCCCUGAUCGACGGGGAGGGCUGCAGCUGCAUCCACCUGGCCGCGCAGUUCGGCCACACCUCCAUCGUGGCCUACCUAAUCGCCAAGGGACAGGACGUAGACAUGAUGGACCAGAAUGGAAUGACUCCACUGAUGUGGGCCGCCUACAGAACACACAGCGUGGACCCCACGCGGCUGCUCCUGACGUUCAACGUGUCGGUCAGCCUGGGCGACAAGUACCACAAGAACACGGCGCUGCACUGGGCGGUGCUGGCCGGCAACACCACCGUCAUCAGCCUGCUGCUGGACGGCGGCGCCAACGUGGACGCGCAGAACAUCAAGGGAGAGACGGCGCUGGACCUGGCCAAGCAGAGGAAGAACGUCUGGAUGAUCAACCACUUACAGGAGGCCUGGCAAGCCAAGGGCUACGACAGCCCCUCCUACCUGAAGAGGCUAAAAGCAGACAAGGACUUCAGGCAGAAGGUGAUGCUGGGCACCCCGUUCCUGGUCGUCUGGCUGGUGGGCUUCAUCGCGGACCUGGACCUGGACUCCUGGCUCAUCAAGGCCCUCAUGUAUGUGGCGGUGUGGGUCGCCGUUCAGUUCCUCUCAAAGUCCUUCUUUGACCACUCCAUGCACAGCGCCCUGCCCCUGGGUAUCUACCUGGCCACCAAGUUCUGGAUGUACGUCACCUGGGUCUUCUGGUUCUGGAAUGAUCUCCCCUUCGUGACCGUCCACGUCCCCUUCCUGCUCAACAGCGUGCUGCUGUUCUACAACUUCGGCAAGUCCUGGAAGUCCGACCCGGGGAUCAUCAAGGCCUCCGAGGAACAGAAGAAAAAGACCAUUGUGGAGCUGGCAGAGACGGGGAGUCUGGACCUCAGCAUAUUCUGCAGCACCUGUUUGAUACGGAAGCCCGUGAGGUCCAAGCACUGCGCCGUCUGCAACCGCUGCAUCGCCAAGUUCGACCAUCACUGUCCGUGGGUGGGCAACUGCGUGGGUAGUGGGAAUCACCGCUACUUCAUUGGAUACCUGUUCUUCCUGCUCUGCAUGAUCUGCUGGAUGAUCUACGGCUGCAUCUGCUACUGGAGGAUCCACUGUGCCACCAGCUACCACCGGGACGGCUUCUGGACCUACAUCACCCAGAUCGCCACCUGCUCCCCCUGGAUGUUCUGGAUGUUCCUCAACAGCAUCUUCCACUUCAUGUGGGUUGCAGUGCUCAUCAUGUGCCAGAUGUACCAGAUCGCCUGCCUGGGCAUAACCACGAACGAGAGGAUGAAUGCCAGGAGAUACAAGCACUUUAAAGUCACCACCACGUCCAUCGAGAGCCCUUUCAACCACGGGUGCGUGCGGAACCUCAUAGACUUCUUUGAGUACCGCUGCUGCGGGCUGUUCCGGCCGGCGGUGGUGGACUGGACCUCCCAGCACACCAUAGAGUACGACCAGACGACCGGGUCGGGCUACCAGCUGGUGUAGCGGGGGCGCGGCGCGGCGUCGGGUCGCCGGGGCGACGCUGGAGAGCGAGGCUGAUCUCGGGUGACUCUCUUUCCUGGAUUGCUUACCUCACCUCACUGAGAUUGGAGUCAGCUGGGAAGAGCAUGCGGGCACGGGACAGGACGACGGAAGCAGCCAUCCCCCCCCAACCUUCCCUCCCACCCCACCAACCACCACCACCACCACCACGCCCCCCCAAUUCAGAAGACUGGAGGCUCCUCCCUAAACGCGGACAGUGUGUAACUGCCAGCUUAGUGCUUAAAAAGGGAAUUAAUAUUCUCUAAACGGGAGUCAUACUUUGCAAUAUCUGAAAUUUCAGUUUUUUGUUUUUGUUUUUUCUUUUUUUUUUAAAUUCUCUUUUCUUUUUCCUCGAUCACAGUUUUGGUUCGUUUUCUCGCUUGUUUUGUCAGGAUAUUUUUUCUAAACCUCAUUUCGUCGAAUUUAUUUUUGUUAUUGUUUUUUUUUUUUUUGUUGUUCAUGCCUUUUGCAUAUUUAUGCUCGAAACUUUUACUGUUCCAUAAAAAGGACCCUUUGCGAUCUGCCUGAAGGAUCCCUAUGAAAAUGGGGGGGGGCGUGUCAGUAUUGUGAACGAUAGAGAUCGCCUGUGUGGGAUCCGGGAGUUUUGGGAGGGAAGGCGCUCUUUCCCUGGCCUGGCGGCAGUUGGGUUUUAAACGUGUCGGAUUCAGAUCCGUGCAGAUCGCCUGACUAGUGCGCGAGAACAGUCGUCCCGUUUGCGCCCGUGCUGAAUAAGUGUUGCCGUUACUGUUGGCGAAUGGCGUUUCAAGUUGUCAAAUUGUGUAUAAAAGUGUUUUAAACGAGAGUUAGAUUGGAAGGUGCUGAAGUCUGCAUCGGGAAUCAGAUUCUAAUCAUAUCAUUAAUAUAAAUAUAGUAUGAAAACGUGAGGCCUGUAUAUUUAUUUUUUAAAGCUGUUUGUAGAUAAACUGGAUUAAAUUAGGUACCAUUCGCUAUUUUAGGUUUAAAGGCAUUUAAAAAAUUUUAUUGUGGGAAGGAUAUGUCCCAUCUGAACUAACUUGACUUGGUGCGCAUAGUCAUGACGGGAUGUGAAAUACACAUAUGUAAAUAUAUAUAUAUAUUUUCGAAAGUAGACGUGACUACAUGUGCUCUUUGACCACAGGGAAAAAAGAUUGUGGUGUGUUAAAGACCGUUGUGUGUAAAGACGGGGGGGUGGGGGGGGGGGACGUUUAUAGAAUGGUUAAAGUUUACAAGAGUGGUUCAGUCCUUGUGUUGUUUUCUUGUUUGUCUGUUUGUUUUUUUGUUUUUUUACACCAUUUUGUAUUUUCGUUGCGAGUUUAUUUAUGCGUUUUUUUUUUUUUCAUAUGAUGACGCACUGGUCUACCUUGGUUCUGGUCUCGUCACUGAAGAGCGGAGCUGGUAUCACUGCUUCCGAGGAACACUUCCACGUUUACAGUAAGAGGGAGGUCUGAGGCUUAACGCUGUGGAAAUGCGACAUUUUUAUUUUCCGCAGAGCAUUUCUAGUUUAUUAUUUUCCCUUCUUUUUUUUUUUUCCAGUUUUCACAUGAGUGGACUCUUUGUAAGAACCAGCAACCAACAGGAUUAACACUAGUGUAAAUGAAUGUGUAUCUGUACAGAAAUGAUCUAGUUAACCCCUCCUUUCUCUGUGUAAGUGAUUUUUUUGUCAGUGUUAGUUGAAAGCUGCUCAGUUUUAAUUUUAUUCAACCCAAAGUUAAAAAAAAAAAAAAUGUAAAAAAACAUAACAAAAAAAAAGAUAGUCAUGUGACUGUAGCUUUUAGUGGUGUCCGAAUACUGCUGUGUAUAGGCUUAUUAACCGGCGAGUACUCUGCAUGCGUGAUGCUUGGAGAUUGGGCUGUCCCUAUGUCACAGGUAGGGUAUCACCAUCGACGCUUCCCUAGCAGAAGGGAGCCAUGUGUCUGUAAAUAGUGAAUGUUCAGUAUUUUCAAGUCAUUUAGAUUUUUUUUUUUUUUUUUUUCUUUAAGCAACCCCCCACAAUGUGUAGGAAUAUUUUUGGUUGUGGUCAGGUUGCCUGCACAGUUGUAAUAUAUUUGAAUGUUCCACGUCAAAGAAGGGGAACGGGGAUUGAACAGAUGUUUUUGUUUGUUUGUCCGUUUCUUUUUUCUCCUAAAUUCUGUGUCAUAUUGCAGGGUUUGUUAUACCGCAGGUUGUACAAACUGUAAAGAAAGACGUAAGAGAAAACGGUUUUGUAAGUCUGGCGGGUUUUCUUUGGUGGUUUGGUGCUGUGACCUGGGACCCGGGUCAGAAACCCAGACAAACGGGGACAGCGUGGUUUUUCAGUACGCUGGCGCAGAAAGAUUGCAUCAUCAGUAAUGGACGCAAUGCAUUAUCGUGCUGGCCCUUCCCCUGUAGUCCUGAUGCGGUCUGCAAAAAGAUACAUCCGUCUCCCAGAGAUGCUGGUUUUAACUACAAACGUAAAUUAUCCAAAAUAUUAUGUAGUUCUUCCAAAGUAAACCCCCCCCCCCCAUGUGAUAAGCACAUGAAAACCCAAAAUAUUUCAUUUUUUUACUGUGCCUCUCUAUUUAAUAUUUGUCAGAAGAACCAUAUGUCCACUUCAGAUGCAAACAUAUACUUGUUGGGCAUGGUACAAUUAUAACGGGUUUAAUAAUAAAAGAAAAUGUAUACAUGUGAAAAUA
Molecule: messenger RNA, 4580 nt
Organism: Anguilla anguilla (European eel)
Lineage: Eukaryota; Metazoa; Chordata; Actinopteri; Anguilliformes; Anguillidae
Product: palmitoyltransferase ZDHHC17
Exons: 17
Coding region: 46-1914 (622 amino acids)
Biological process (GO): protein palmitoylation
Cellular component (GO): Golgi membrane
Molecular function (GO): protein binding; palmitoyltransferase activity
Source: RefSeq, a predicted model, not a curated record